AGUUCUUACCGAGUGAGUAAUAAAGUCAAACAAGUGGAUGCGGUUUCAAAAUUUGUGUACGUUAGCUGUUCCUACAAAAACACCGAGCACACAAAGCUGCUGCUGCUACUGCUGCUAGGGUUUAUCCCUCCCUUUUCAAUCUUCACCAAAUCUCCUUCAGGUUACUGAUUCGCUAGCAAUGACUCGUGUGUAUAUUGGAAAUCUGGAUUCACGAGUUUCUGAGAGGGAUCUGGAAGAUGAUUUCCAUGUCUUUGGAGUUAUACGAAGUGUGUGGGUUGCAAGAAGGCCUCCUGGUUAUGCUUUCAUUGAUUUUGAUGACCGUAGGGAUGCGCUUGAUGCUAUUCGUGAAUUAGAUGGUAAAAAUGGUUGGAGGGUAGAGCUUUCUCACAACUCUAAAACUGGAGGUGGAGGUGGAGGAAGAGGUGGCGGAGGUGGUGGUCGUGGUCGGUCUGGUGGGGGUGGUUCUGAUUUGAAAUGUUAUGAGUGUGGUGAACCUGGUCAUUUUGCCCGGGAGUGUCAUUCUUCUCGUGGUGGUGGAGGGGGAGGAAGACGUCGGAGCCGCAGUCCACCUCGAUUGCGUAGGAGCCCAAGUUAUGGGCGAAGGAGUUACAGUCCUCGUGAGCGGUCUCCUAGGAGGCGAAGCCCUUCUCCUCGUCGUCGCAGCCCUUCACCUCGUCGCCGCAGCUACAGCAGGUCACCCCCUCCUUACCGUGGACGUGAGGCCGUAGCACAUGCUAAUGGAAAUGGGUUAAGGGAUGCACCUCGAAGCAGAAGUUGAUUUUUAAAAGUCGGUAACUGCGACUGUUCAGAAGAUAAUGAGAUAUUGUUAAUCUAGUGUUUUCAACAGCAGUACGCAUCUGUUUUGUUGGGCAGUGCCCUGAGCUUCUACCCUAAAUGGUUUAGUUACUUUCGUGAUUUAAUGGCUUGUGUUAUGUUAUCUACACCGAAUUCUUCUAGUUUUGUUGCAGGUAAAACAGUUUUUUAAGAGUAGUUGCUUACUAGUAGUUUGUUAUAAAUUGUUUCGAAUCUUGCUAAAGUAUAUGCUUUUCUUUUGGAUUGA
This is a messenger RNA of Vicia villosa (hairy vetch), 1060 nucleotides long. Its product is annotated as serine/arginine-rich splicing factor RSZ22A-like. Gene Ontology annotation, biological process: mRNA splicing, via spliceosome. Gene Ontology annotation, molecular function: zinc ion binding; RNA binding. The transcript is spliced from 6 exons. Bases 179 to 778 code for a protein of 199 amino acids. The record is from RefSeq and is a predicted model, not a curated record. NCBI's taxonomy places the organism in Eukaryota, Viridiplantae, Streptophyta, Magnoliopsida, Fabales, Fabaceae. Gene Ontology annotation, cellular component: nuclear speck.